CAGCGAACAGAAGAAUAAUUCCUCCAGUCUGCACUGUCUCGUUCUGUCUGCCAUUCAAACAAGAUGCCUGUUGAAACACGCUCAAUCCGAGACAGAGGCGCAGUGGGUCGCUUUCCAUCUGUCACUCUCGGCUUGGAUGGCAAAGAAGAGGAAGAACAACCCGAGGAAGACAACGUCCAGACAAACAAUGCAUGUCUGCAGUGGCUGCGGAAGGUCUGUCCGUGCUGCUGCCCAAAACCAAAGGACGAUGACAUCACUGACACUGUGGUCACAGGGAUUGAUGAGCUGGACAAGGAGGACGGGGUGGAUGACGAGAAAUCCGUGACAGGUGACAGUGAGCUUGAUGAACUCCUCCUCAAAGUGCGAAAGAUAGACCUGAUGAAAAGCAAAUCGGGAGUGAUCCGCACCGAGCAUCACACAAAUCUCUACCAGAGUGAGAACUUGAUUAUCCGCAGAGGGCAGACCUUCCAGAUGUGGAUUACCCUGUCACGAACCUUUGACUCCAGCACUGACAAACUUCACCUUGAGCUCAAAACAGGGCCACUGCCAACAGUGUCAAAGGGAACCCAUGUCAUCAUCCCUUUGGUGGAAGGGUUAGAGGACGGUCGUUGGGAAGCAGCCAUUGUAGAAAAGGAUGACAAGAGGAUAAAACUGUCAGUAAAUUCUCCAUCCACAGCGGUCAUUGGCCGAUAUCAACUCACAGUGGAAACGACCAACUCACAUGGCCAGGCCGUUUCCACACACGACCCUGCUAAUGACAUUUACAUGUUGUUCAACCCCUGGUGUGAAGAUGACCCAGUGUUCAUGGAUUCUGAACAGGAGCGGCAGGAGUACGUCCUGAACCAAAACGGACUUAUCUACUAUGGCACAGAGAAUCAAAUUGGAAUGAGGACCUGGAACUAUGGGCAGUUUGACGAUGGGAUCCUUGCUGCCUGCCUUUAUGUCCUGGAAAAGAGUGGAACGCCUCCAUCUGGUUGGGGAGACCCAGUUAAUGUAGUGCGAAUUAUAUCAGCCAUGAUUAACUCCCCUGAUGACGGCGGUGUCUUGGAGGGAAACUGGUCUGGAAACUAUAACGGUGGGAACAGUCCCACGAUGUGGAGUGGAAGUGUGGAGAUCCUGAAGCAAUACCAGACCAGCAGCGGAACUCCCGUUAAGUUUGGCCAGUGCUGGGUGUUUGCUGGCGUAUUCACUACAGUGUUACGGUGUUUGGGCAUCCCCAGUCGAACUGUGACCAACUACAGCUCAGCUCACGACACAGACGUCUCCUUGACGACAGACGUGUACUUGGAUGAGAACCUGGACCCUUUAGCUCACCUGAAUGCCGACUCCAUCUGGAACUUCCACGUGUGGAAUGACUGCUGGAUGGCUCGUCCAGACUUGCCUCUGGGCAACGGAGGCUGGCAAGCUGUCGACUCCACGCCUCAGGAGACCAGCCAGGGAACCUUCCGCUGCGGCCCCGCUUCUCUCACUGCUGUGCGCAAUGGUCAGGUCUACCUCAAACAUGACUGUCCGUUUGUGUUUGCUGAGGUCAACAGUGAUAAGAUCUACUGGCAAAGGAACAUCGAUGGGACCUUCACUCAAAUCUACAGUGAGAAAAAGACUGUGGGCCACAAGAUCAGCACCAAGGCCGUUGGUUCUGAUGAACGCAGUGACAUCACACACCUUUACAAGCAUCCAGAGGGCACAGAGGAAGAACGCAUUGCUGUGGAAACUGCGUGUCACUACGGCUCCAAGGCCCUGGCCUAUUCGUCUCCCACAGCAGAGGACGUCUCUGUAGAAGUGACCAUGGACGGUGAAGGCCCUAAAAUGGGAGGAGAUGCAGAGCUGACCAUCACGUUGCGAAACAGUAGCUCAGAGCAGAGGAGGAUCAUCCUGCACGGCCAGGUGGCAGUCAUGUACUACACCGGCGUCCACAAGGCCACGAUCAGGAAGGACGUUGCAGAAAUAGAUGUGCUGCCCAAUGAGGUGAAUGUUUUGGAGUGGUCCCUGGAGUACAAAGACUACAAGGACCAGCUGAUAGACCAGGCCGCCCUGAUGCUGACGCUGUCCGGCAGAGUCAAAGAAACACAGCAGGUCCUGGCCACUCAGUUCACUUUUCGGCUCAGGACUCCAAACCUCAUCAUAAAGCCGGUAGGGAAGGCCGUGGUAGGGGAGAAGAUGGCAGUGACCAUUUCAUUUACAAACCCACUACCACAGGUGCUGAAAGCAGUGAAAUUCCACCUGGAAGGACAGGGCCUCCUUACUGCUCGGAAGGUUGUUUACGGGGAUAUUGGCAGCCAUGCCUCUGUGUCGCUCUGCGAGCACUUCGUCCCCACCCUGCCCGGGCCGAGGAAAUUACUGGCUUCGUUGGACUGCAGGCAGCUCACUCAGGUUCACGGAGUGACAGAGAUCACCGUGGAGUAAAACAGCAAUGCUGCUCUAUAACGAUUUAAAAUCAUUGUGGCAUUUGUGGGAUUUUAUCUCAGAAGAAUCAAAAGCUUUUAUAUUAUGUGAAGACCAGUAUGAGCCUACAUCAACUUCUUUGCCAUGUUAUGUGGACGAUCCUGUGACAAUGUUUUACACAUGUGCAUGUGCAUAAGGGGCACAGGUCCACAGCAUGGCAGCUUAAAAGAAAGAAAAAAAACUGCCUAUUUUGUUCAGGUCAAUUGUUUCAUUUAUAUAUACCAUAUAUUUAUUUUGUUUACAUUGCCAUGUGUGACAGUACAAUUUUUUUUUCUAAAUAGCCAAAUACUUCUGCGAAUGUCUGUGCACUAUUCAAAUGCAAACAAUUACAAAUUGAUUCUAGAGGUUGUUGUUUUUUUAAGUGUCCCUGUGUCGUUGAAUUCAUGGUUUCCAAGGAAUCGACAGCAGUUGCUCUGCCAUCAUAGAGGGUGAACAGUGAAAAAUAAGAGUGAUGACCAGUUAAAUUGGCCAAUUUAUGUGUGGUGGUAAGUAAGACGUACAUUGAAAAGUGUAGUGAGUUCAGUCAGACACCAGGACAAAAAGACGGGCCUGUUGACUCUAAACCUCGGAGCUGAGUGGUUGUAGAUGCAAAAGAGGAAUAACUUAAAGCUAAAGCAGAACAGCAACCACAUAUGAUCACCUUGAUAAAGGUUCCAUGCGUGAAAUUUAGUGGCAUCUAGUGGUGAAGCUGGAGAAUUUAACCAACUGAACACCCCUCUCCUCCCCCUCCCCCUUGUGGUCGUCAGGUAACAUAUACAUUUGAUAGGCCUUUUGAAGCAAAUGUCGCUUUGGCCAUUCUGGGCUUCUGUAGAAACAUGGCAGAGCAACGUGGAAGAGGAUCGGCUCUAGAUGUAGAUAUGAAGGGCUCGUACUCAGGGUGAUAACUCACAAAUGCACCAAAGCCUGAGCAUCCCUGCUAAAGUGGAUCAACAGAAGGGUAUUCAGCUUCCUUGUGGACAACCACUCAACGGACAAGGUGCUGAACGUGUUCUACUUUACCAAGCUUAAUCAGUGUUUGGCAAGGUAUUAUAUUAUAAGUAACAUAGUAGCUUAUUUGACAUGGAUUAUAGUUACUUUUUUUUUUGUAUUGAUGAGGAUAACGAUCCAGUUAAAAUAUUUAGCAGUCGUUGGGAUUUGGCUGCUGACCCUGUGCUUUAUUGUGUUAUUUAUACACCUUGCUGCUACCUGUCCAUUGUACUUUUGUAUGUUGCACUGUUAUUUUGAAUAUCAAACAUUUUGUAUUAUUGUAAUGCUGUUGUGUCAUGUUUCUGCUUUUGGUUCUUUUUGGGAAUAGGCAAAGGCCAAUGUCCACUGAUGUCGACAAUAAAGUUUAUCCAUUUAUGUA
This is a messenger RNA of Platichthys flesus (European flounder), 3787 nucleotides long. Its product is annotated as protein-glutamine gamma-glutamyltransferase K-like. The coding region runs from base 64 to 2403 and encodes 779 amino acids. Gene Ontology annotation, molecular function: protein-glutamine gamma-glutamyltransferase activity. Lineage: Eukaryota; Metazoa; Chordata; Actinopteri; Pleuronectiformes; Pleuronectidae. The record is from RefSeq and is a predicted model, not a curated record. The transcript has 14 exons. Gene Ontology annotation, biological process: peptide cross-linking.